This is a messenger RNA of Rotaria sp. Silwood1, 363 nucleotides long. Lineage: Eukaryota; Metazoa; Rotifera; Eurotatoria; Philodinida; Philodinidae. The record is from the annotation of a GenBank genome assembly.
AUGUGGAAUCAAAUUCGUGCGGCUAAAUCAUCGUUCAUAGCUCGUCUUCGAGCUACACAAUAUCAAGUAGUCACUAAAGAUACUGAUCACCUUGAUGACUGUUGUAUUUGUUACGGCCAAAUCACACUCAAUUCCAAAUAUGCUCAAUGGCCAUGUCCCACUGGUCAUUACUUUCAUUUGGAUUGUACAGCAAAUGUGUUACGUGAAUCCAAUCGGUGUUCAUUAUGUCGAUACGAAGUUGAUGGAGUACCAUUGCCUAACAGAAAUGAAUUGCUGCAAUGGUACAUGGAAAUGCCUCUAACAACGUCGAUGAUGGCAUGGCAAAAACGUCAUUCCAAUGAUAGUUCAUGUCAACGCUUUUAG